UCCGGCUCCGUCCCGUCCGUGCCGUCCGUCCCGCCGCCGCCGCCGCCGCAUGGGGCCCCCCGGGCCGGCCUGACCCCCUCCCCGCAGCCCCGGACACGGGCCCCAGAGAGGAGCCGCGACGGGCCCCCCCGGUCACCCGCUCCCGGAGCACCGAGAGACCCCCCAGCCCCUUCCCGGGGGGGCAGGAGACCCUCGGAGCCGCCCCAACCGGAGCGCCCCGCACGCCCGCCGGGACCCAUCGCUGGAGCAGAGACCCCGACGCUCCCCCUCCAAGGGACCCUCCCCCGGGACCAGGGACCCCCGAGGACACACGGGACGAGGCGACCGGCACCCCUGGGGCCCCGCCGGCCGGCCCCGCCUGGAGCCCCCCAACCGCACCGGGGGCGAGGGCCCCGGACCCCCGACUCGCGUCCCCGCGCCCGGGCUGGCCCGCGGCCACCGAGGGUCCCGCUUGGGGGGCCGGGGGGAGCUGGGCCGCCCCGUCCCCCCCGGCUGAGCCGACCCCGAGCCCGUGGGGCGGCCGUGGGGUGCGGAGGAGCCCCGGGGGGGCCGCGGCACCGGGGUCCUCGCCGGCCCCAUGGCGGCCAAGUGGUUCAAGGAGUUUCCCUCCAACCUGAAGACGGUUUCGGAGCGAGCGCGGCCGGGCGGGGGGAACCUGGCCAAGAGCCGCAAGAAUUCGGCCGCGGAGCUGGGGGGGUGCCGGGCCGGCCCGGGGGGCGCUAAGGAAGGGGGGGGCCGCUUGUCCAGGGACAACCUGCAGGGUUUGCUCCAGGCCGCCACCGGCAAGAUGCGCAAGAACUCGCGAGCUGAGGGGGCGGCCGAGGGACCCCCCAAAACCUGCGGCACCUACAUCAACCGCCUCAUCAAGGUGGAGGCGCACGAGAAGAACGGGAAGGGGCACCCGGGCCCCCCUCCCGCCGCGCUGACCCCCCCCGAGCAGGACAAGGGGAAGAGCGCCAAGACGGAGACGGUCAUCAUCCUGGAGGACUACGCCGACCCGUACGACGCCAAGCGCACCAAGGGCCAGCGCGACGCCGAGCGCCUGGGCGAGAACGACGGCUACAUGGAGCCCUACGACGCGCAGCAGAUGAUCACGGAAAUCCGCCGGCGCGGCUCCAAGGACCCCCUGGUCAAAGCCAUCCUGCUGCUGGACGAGCCCGCGGACAAGGCGGAGCUGGCCAAGCGGCCGGGGGGCAAGGAGGCGGCGGGGAAGGGGCCGCAGCUGUACGACACCCCCUACGAGCCCGGGGAAGGGGUGGCCGGGGGCGCCCCGGAGCGCAGGGCCCGCGGGGGGGACGGGCGGCUGCCCGAGGACGACGAGCGGCCCGCGGGGGAGUACGAGCAGCCCUGGGAGUGGAAGAAGGAGCAGAUCGUCAAAGCACUGUCGGUCCAGUUCGAGGGCUCGGAGCGGCCCAAGGAGGAGGCGCCGCGGCAGCACCUGCGCCAGAAGAGCUGGACGCCCAAGAUGCUGAAGGCGGCGGGCGCCGAGCACGGCGAGGGCGAGCGCGUGGACCCGGCCCUGGCGCUGGAGAAGCAGCCCUGGUACCACGGGGCCAUCACGCGCGCCGAGGCGGAGAGCCGGCUGCAGGCGUGCCGCGAGGCCGGCUACCUGGUGCGCGCCAGCGAGACCGGCAGCAGCAAGUACUCCAUCGCGCUCAAAACCAGCCAGGGCUGCGUCCACAUCAUCGUGGCCCAGACCAGGGACAACAAGUACACGCUGGACCAGGCCGGCGGCGGCUUCGCCAGCGUCCCCGAGGUCGUGCACCAUUACUCCACCGAGAAGCUGCCGUUCAAGGGCGCCGAGCACAUGGCGCUGCUGCACCCCGUGCACUGCAAACUGCAUUAGCCCCCCCGAAACGGGCCUGAGAACCUCCCCAAAAAUGGGUCUGAGAACCCCCCCAAAAAUGGAUCUGAGAGCCCCCUGAAAAGGGCCUGAGAACCCCCCAAAAAUGGGUCUGAGAACCCACAAAAUGGGCCUGAGAACCCCCUGAAAUGGGUCUGAGAACCUCCCAAAAUGCGCCUGAGAACCCCCCCUGACAUGGGCCUGACAACCCCCCCCCCAAAAUGGGUUUGAGAACCCCCCAAAGUGGGCCUGAGAACCCCCGAAAUGGGUCUGAGAACCCCCCAAAAUGGGCCUGAGAACCCCCCCAAAAAUGGGCCUGAGACCCCCCCCCCAAAAAGAAGCCUGAGAACCCACAAAAAUGGGUCUGAGAACCCCCCAAACUGGUCCUGAGAACCCCCCGAAAUGGGCUGAGCCCCCCAAACUGUGCCGGGCCCCCGGCCCUGCGGGGGGGCAGGUCCGGCCCGGCGGUGCCCGUGGGGCGGUCGGUGUCCGCCGUGGGGCCGGCUGGGCUGUGACCCCCCCCAGUGUGGGAGUCCCCCCCCCCGCCCCCCGUGGGGCUGCCCCCAGGGCCGUGGGGGGGUCACGGUGACAUUGGGCCAUGUAAAGAAGUGGUAAAAUAAACGUGGUGGCCGAGA
Molecule: messenger RNA, 2478 nt
Organism: Columba livia (rock pigeon)
Lineage: Eukaryota; Metazoa; Chordata; Aves; Columbiformes; Columbidae
Gene: SHE
Product: Src homology 2 domain containing E
Exons: 6
Coding region: 578-1846 (422 amino acids)
Molecular function (GO): phosphotyrosine residue binding
Source: RefSeq, a predicted model, not a curated record